AUGGAGCAAGCUGUAGUUGAUAAUGAUGUAGGAGUAGGAGUUGAGACGGACCGUUUAUCUGAGUUGCAGAUAGAAGUUCUGCAACACAUUCUGUCCUUCCUUCCCACAAAACAAGUAUUUCAAUCAACUCUAUUGUCCACCACAUGGAGACAUGUGUGGACUACAUUCCCUACUCUGAAAUUUGAUUCUACUAAUAAGCGAAAUUUGGAGGAUGUCAAGAGAAUAAAAGCCAAUUUUUAUAAAUUUGUGGAAAAAACUCUGCGAAUUCGCCACCAUCAAAGUGAAAGAUCACAGAUAAAGAAUUUUGAACUUAUGGACGGCUUGCCACAUAGCAAAUCGAUGUCUCGUGUUGACCGUUGGAUUAGUUUUGUGCUUGAGAGUGAUGUCGAGGAGUUGAAUCUUGAUUUUCGAUACUCCCAAAUAGAUUAUAUCUUGCCUCACGCUGUUUUGUUUGCAAAAUCCUUGACUGCGUUAACUCUAUAUUCGUGUAAAUUGGAGUCAACUUGUUGUGGUGAUAUAAACUUACCCUCUUUGAAAAAACUCUCUCUAUCUUUCGUUUAUGCAGAUGAUCAAAUUUUUCGCAAUCUAGUUUCUGGUUGUCCUGUGAUAGAAGACAUGAAAUUUGGAAACUGUCGUGGGAUUAAAAGUAUGAAGUUUUUCGGACUUCCCAAAGUCAUGGCAAUUACGGUAACUAAAAAUGAUGGUCUUGAGAGGCUUGAGUUGGCUUUGGAAGCUUCAAAUCUUUAUUAUCUAUGUAUAGAUCAGGGCUCAAUUCCCGAGCUGAACCUGCACCUGCUUCCUUGUAAAAAUCUAAAAGAGUUAAUCAUAGAUACACCGAACGUGACAGAAAAGUGGCUUGAUGAACAUCUUUCUGGACUUCCACUCCUCGAGAAUUUACGGCUAAGAGUUUGCUCUGGGUUGGAAAGAAUAAAGCUUUCAAGUCGUCAUCAUCUUAAAUCAUUGGAAUUGUGGUUAUGCAAGAAUCUGGUUGAAGUCAUGAUUGAUACGCCUAAACUAUGUAGACUCUUAUAUUUCGGUGAAACUGCAAUAUCUUUUUCGUUGAAUGCUUUGGGUUUGUUGAAAGCGGAGCCUUAUGGUACUUGGGAUGCUAAGAAGAUUGAAUUCCUUUCAAAGAUGAGAAAUUCAAAAGUUUUCAAAUUGAAUAUUAUUGAUUUUAAGGAUGUGAUUAUUCCAAAAGAAUUGAGAGAAACCCUACCAUCACCAUUAUAUAAUGUCAAGCAUCUAAAGUUAUCAUAUGAGAAGCCUAUUUAUAAAGGGGAGAAUCCAAGUUGUUGCAAAUUUCUACCAUUUCCAUGUUGGCGGCAUUGCUUGAAGACUGUUAAGAUUGAUAGCCUUAAAGGAUACACAGAUGAAGAGCUUCUAUACAAGUAUUUUUCUGAAAAUGCAAAAACCUUGGAGGACUUCCAGUUCCAUGUUGGUGGCAUUGCUUGAAGAUUGUCCAAAUACAAGGAUCUUAGAGAGGUAUCUUUCAGAGAAUGCAGAAAUCUUUAAAGGUCUCAUAAUUCAUAAAUGUAACUCUUAAAUUGUAGAAUCUUUCAGUUAAUGAAUUCUGCAGAAAUGAAUGUUUUGUAAGAUUACUUUGAGCAUUUACCAACCAGCAAUAUUUUGUAGUUUUUUUUUUUCU
Messenger RNA from Quercus robur (English oak), 1645 nucleotides. Its product is annotated as F-box/FBD/LRR-repeat protein At3g52680-like. The transcript has 3 exons. The coding region runs from base 1 to 1452 and encodes 483 amino acids. NCBI's taxonomy places the organism in Eukaryota, Viridiplantae, Streptophyta, Magnoliopsida, Fagales, Fagaceae. Gene Ontology annotation, molecular function: protein binding. The record is from RefSeq and is a predicted model, not a curated record.